Synchytrium microbalum is the source of this 504-nucleotide messenger RNA. RefSeq lists its product as uncharacterized. The transcript is spliced from 4 exons. NCBI's taxonomy places the organism in Eukaryota, Fungi, Chytridiomycota, Chytridiomycetes, Synchytriales, Synchytriaceae. Gene Ontology annotation, cellular component: post-mRNA release spliceosomal complex; U2-type spliceosomal complex. The record is from RefSeq and is a predicted model, not a curated record. Bases 1 to 504 code for a protein of 167 amino acids.
AUGGAUUUGGAAGCAGCAGCAAAAGCGAGGAAGGCCAAACUAGCUGAUCUAAAAGCCAGGAAGCUAGGAGGCAAUGUGCAGCAGCAGGAAGUCAAGCAAGUUCCUGAAACCAGGCAAACCGAUGAUGACGAAGAAGGCGAGAAUGCAUCAAACGGACAUGCUACUAGUGGUAAAAGGAGACGAGAGAAUGGUGAUGAUAUAGAUGUCUUGAUGAGGCCAUCGCAUCUAGAAGCAGAUACAGCCGAAUUCGCUAAGGAAGCGUUACAAGCUGAAAAAGAUCGAAACCAAGAACUGGAUUUAACAAAUCUAGCCCCCAAAAAGCCAAACUGGGACCUAAAAAGAGAUCUAGAGCGUAAACUCAAGAAACUGGAUCGUAAGACUCAGAUAGCUAUAACGGAUCUCAUUAGGAAACGAUUACAAAAGGAUGGGGAUGUUGGGGAUGUUGUUGGCGCUGCUGGUGAUGGUGUGAAUAUGAAGGAGCAGGAGGAUUCUGAUGACGAGUGA